Lolium perenne is the source of this 794-nucleotide messenger RNA. RefSeq lists its product as uncharacterized. The record is from RefSeq and is a predicted model, not a curated record. NCBI's taxonomy places the organism in Eukaryota, Viridiplantae, Streptophyta, Magnoliopsida, Poales, Poaceae.
GAUCGAGUUUGCCUUCUCCGCGUCUCUGUUUCGUGCGCAAAAUAUUGGAGUGAGUAUGAGUGUGCCUUGCUCGGACCAGGAUUUUAGGCCGAUGAAGGGGAAGAAUGCAAGCUUGCCACCGGGGGUGAGAGCAGAGAGGUGUUGGUGCGGCCGCCUUGCGAAGGUGAAGGAGGUGGUUGAUUUUUCAGAUAAGUUCGGCAUGAAAUAUUUCAUGUGCGCGAGCUAUGAUCAUGAUCCACCCAGACAAACAAGUUCAUCGUCCUCGAGGCCUGCGUCUCCCCCGCCCCUUUGCAUGUGGUUUCACUGGAUAGACCAGGAGCAGACGGAGUGGGCACGCCGCGAGGUGGAGGACAAACAACGGCGUGCAUGGGCAAGGUUCCAUGAGGAGGAGCGUUUCGAAAAGGCUAUUGCUAAUGAUAAAGCAGAAAGAGAGAGACAGAUACAAAAAUUAAGGGCGGAGCAAGCUCGAAAUCGUGAGGUGAAUCAGAAGAGGAUGGAUGAUGAGGCUGCACGUAGGUAUGCAGAGGAAGAGGUGCGCAGGGAGGCCCGUGAAGCGGAAAGGAAGAGAUUAAGAGAAAGGGCUGCUGAGGCGCAGGCAGCAGAAGAACGCGGCGACAAGACUGGAAAAUGGCCACGCUGGACGCAGGGCAAAUAGAGUGAUCUGUUGUAGUAUUUUAAAUUCUGUUUUACUUUCGCGUUGUAUCUUAAAUUACGUUGUAGUGAUUAGCCGUAUUUUAAUUUUAGUUAUAUUUCCAUCUUUAUUUCGGCAGAUGUAUUAAUAAUAAAUGUUGAUU